Molecule: messenger RNA, 249 nt
Organism: Plasmopara halstedii
Lineage: Eukaryota; Oomycota; Peronosporomycetes; Peronosporales; Peronosporaceae
Exons: 3
Coding region: 1-249 (82 amino acids)
Source: RefSeq, a predicted model, not a curated record
AUGUGCCCGUUGAGAUGGCUACCGUUCAAGGCUCAAGCUUGGAAAUUCGACAGGAUUCUAGGAAGCGUGUUGUGCAUGGCAACCCCUUGGGAAAAUAAGGACCGAGAGUGUCGUUUGAGAUUAAAAACUAAUUUUAAUAAUGACUAUUACGGAAGCAGAGAUGAGAUAGUGCGCGGGGAUAUUGGUGAAGAAUACGAUACGCCGGCUUUUCUCGACGAAAACACUAAUGCUGUGUCACAAAAACUUUAG